UCUUUACUAAAGGAAAACAACGUUGUUGAUGAAACAUUAAAACGUGUGACCUUUCAUUGGAAACCAAGCAUAGCUCAUGUUGAGCUAGGAUGUAUUCACUGCCAAGGGGACCUACUAAAAUUAAUACUGCAACACGGAAUGUGAGAGGUCUUCCUAAACAAAGAGACAACCUAGAUUUUUACGAAUCUCAGCAUGGUAAAAAACGUCAAGAUGGGUUUCAUCAUAAUCAUAUGAAUAAACCAAGACCUACUUUCAAUGGCCAAAAGGUGCCUAACAGUUCUAACAACCAUAUUGCAAGAUUUACAAGAGAACCAGUAGAAUUUGAAUCACAGCAACACGAAGAAAUCUGCACUUACUUCUCUGAAUCCUGGAAAAAAGUCUUCAAAGAAUGUGAGAACAGUAAAAGGAAAGACCAAGAAAGUGGACCGCUGUGGUAUAAGGAGAAAACACCCAACCCUAAAUUAUUGAACUUUAAACCGUUUGAUUUGGAUGAUUGGUAUUGGCAGAGAUAUUUGAAGAAAGUGACUGAAUCCUAAAUUCAUGCCUUAUUCGAAUGUUCUAUGUGUGUUCUGUGUGUCUGUUGUUUGUUUUCAGCUAUAAUUGUUUUUGUAGAGAGUAUACAUUUAUUACAUUAGUAUCAUAAUUAUUUCAGAUGAAUAUUUUAAUGUACAUAAUGAAAUAUUAAUAAAUCUUUUAAAUUUUA
Molecule: messenger RNA, 703 nt
Organism: Lottia gigantea (owl limpet)
Lineage: Eukaryota; Metazoa; Mollusca; Gastropoda; Lottiidae
Exons: 1
Coding region: 90-536 (148 amino acids)
Source: RefSeq, a predicted model, not a curated record